AUGGCUAAACGCGACAUCGUCUUCACCAAUGUCACCGUUGUCCAGCUGCUGCGACAGCCUUGCCCGGUGACCAGAGCACCACCACCCCAACCAGAGCCCAAGCCUGAGCCCAAGCCUGAGCCUGAGCCCCAGCCCCAGCCCCAGCCAAUCAAGGAGGAAGCCUCACCUCCUCCACCUCCUGCACCUAAGAAGGUUCCUGUGACUCGGGAGCUGACAGUGGGCAUCAAUGGAUUUGGUCGCAUUGGCCGCCUGGUGCUACGUGCCUGCAUGGAGAAGGGCGUGAAGGUGGUAGCGGUGAAUGAUCCAUUUAUCGACCCAGAAUACAUGGUGUACAUGUUUAAGUAUGACUCCACCCAUGGCCGCUACAAGGGGACUGUGGAGUGUAAGAAUGACAAGCUGGUCGUGGACACCCGUGAGAUCAACGUCUUCCAGUGCAAGGAGCCCAAAGACAUCCCCUGGAAGUCUGUCGGGAGCCCCUUCGUGGUGGAGGCCACGGGCGUGUACCUGUCCUUAGAGGAAACUUCACCCCACCUCGAAGCAGGUGCCCAGCGUGUGGUCAUCUGUGCACCUUCUCCGGAUGCCCCCAUGUUUGUCAUGGGGGUGAAUGAAAAGGACUACAACCCUGGCACCAUGAAAAUUGUCAGCAACGCCUCCUGCACCACCAACUGCCUGGCCCCCCUCGCCAAGGUCAUCCAUGAGCGAUUUGGGAUUCUGGAAGGGCUGAUGACCACAGUCCAUUCCUACACUGCCACCCAGAAGACAGUGGAUGGGCCAUCGAAGAAGGCCUGGAGAGAUGGACGGGGUGCCCACCAGAACAUCAUCCCUGCCUCCACAGGGGCUGCCAAGGCUGUGGGCAAAAUCAUCCCAGACCUCAAAGGGAAGCUGACGGGGAUGGCGUUCCGAGUGCCAACCCCAGACGUGUCUGUUGUGGAUCUGACCUGCCGCCUGGCCCAGCCUACCCAGUACUCGGCCAUCAAGGAGGCCAUAAAAGAAGCAGCCAAGGGGCCCAUGGCUGGCAUCCUUGCCUACACUGAGGAUGAGGUCGUGUCCACGGACUUUGUUAGCGAUACCCACUCGUCCAUCUUCGAUGCUAAGGCUGGCAUCGCGCUCAACGACAACUUCGUGAAGCUCAUUUCCUGGUACGACAACGAAUAUGGCUACAGUCACCGGGUGGUGGACCUCCUUCGCUACAUGUUCAGCAGAGACGAGUGAAGCAGGCUGGCCCGCCUCUGCUUCCCUGAGCUCCCGGGUCAGAACUCAUCCCUCCUGUCCCCGCCCUCAGUCCCCCGUGGGAAGGAGGGCGCCCCGCGCGAGGGGCCCGCGCUGCUGGGCCAACGGUGAAAUAAAAACCCAGAGUCCUCACAA
This is a messenger RNA of Phacochoerus africanus (Common warthog), 1365 nucleotides long. RefSeq names its product glyceraldehyde-3-phosphate dehydrogenase, spermatogenic (gene GAPDHS). Gene Ontology annotation, molecular function: NAD binding; oxidoreductase activity, acting on the aldehyde or oxo group of donors, NAD or NADP as acceptor; NADP binding. Gene Ontology annotation, biological process: glucose metabolic process. The coding region runs from base 1 to 1212 and encodes 403 amino acids. The transcript is spliced from 11 exons. NCBI's taxonomy places the organism in Eukaryota, Metazoa, Chordata, Mammalia, Artiodactyla, Suidae. The record is from RefSeq and is a predicted model, not a curated record.